AUGUUUUUUGUUGCUUUCUCCUUCGUUAUUUUAUAUUUUCUUUUAAUUCUUCUUUGUUUUGUCUUUCUUUUUUGUUGUCAUUUUUUUCUUCUUUUUCUGUUUGUUUCAUUUCUACGUUUUCAUUUUUCCUUUCUUUUGUUUCAUAUUUUUAAUUUCCUUCAUUUUAAACUCUUUCUUUCUACUGUGCCGUUUACUGUCGUUUUUUCUUUCUUUCUUUUUUCAUCUUUCUUCCUUCCUCUCUUUUUACCGUUUCAUUAUUUUUUCCUCUCCUUCAGUUCGCUUGCUUCCUUUCCUUCUUUCUUUAUCUCAUGGUUUCUUUUUCUUAUUUCAUUCUUUCUUCUUCUUUCUUUCUUUCUUUCUUUCUUUCUUUCUUUCUUCUUCUUCAUUCUCUUUUUUCCAUUCUUUAAUAUUUCACUCUUUUCUGUUAAUUCCUUUUUUCAUUUUCCUCUUCUUUCUUCUUUAACUCUCUUUCUUCCCCUUUCUCGCUACGUUUAA
Messenger RNA from Acanthosepion pharaonis, 495 nucleotides. The record is from the annotation of a GenBank genome assembly. Lineage: Eukaryota; Metazoa; Mollusca; Cephalopoda; Sepiida; Sepiidae.